This is a messenger RNA of Anopheles darlingi, 4569 nucleotides long. RefSeq lists its product as uncharacterized. NCBI's taxonomy places the organism in Eukaryota, Metazoa, Arthropoda, Insecta, Diptera, Culicidae. Gene Ontology annotation, molecular function: chitin binding. The coding region runs from base 832 to 4254 and encodes 1140 amino acids. The record is from RefSeq and is a predicted model, not a curated record. The transcript has 7 exons. Gene Ontology annotation, cellular component: extracellular region.
CUCAACCGAGACGCCAGUCCCCGCGGUCACCACCAGACGGUCGUCGAUCGCCGACCACAGAAAACAACAAACCGCGCGCCCGCACGCUCGCUCGCUUGCUCUCUGUCCCUCGUCGCUUUCUGUGGUCACUACGCGUUGUGUGUGUGUGUGCCACCCCCGGUGUCUUGCUACUGACUCCACGUUGCCACGCGAUAAUUGCUAAAAAGCUUUUUUCCUUCCAUUAAUAAGCGCGAAUCGCGCGUCGUGUGUGUCGUAACGUGUCGUCGUCGUCCUGUUCUGCACUCGAGGACCGGUGAACUGAACCGCGCACACGCGGGGGAUAUGAUGAGGUAGGACCAGAUGUAUGUUAUGCCAUUGCACUGGUUCAACCUCAUCUUCCGUGGACCGCGCGCAGCAGCAGCUGAUGCAUCUGCAUAGAGCGGUCUGGUAGUGAACGCGAUCGCGAUCGCGACUGGUGCGAAGCCUGUUUGUUGUCAGCAUUAACAGCAUCGCCAGCGAUCCUCGGCCUCGGUCGCUAAUGUGUGCAGCCGUUUCCAGUGUGUGCAGCCAAAGUGCAGUGCAGCAGUGCAAUCGUCAUACGAUACGAUAACGAUACUUUCACUCUCAAAAGUGCACCACAAGACACACAGCGCGGUUAUAACGCGCCGAUCCUCGUCUCCUCGAAGACGACCAGAAGGAAGGAAACGUAAGGGGGAGACGAACCAUUACCGGGGGACCUUCACCAGAGGAAGCAGCAGGUGGUGGUGGUGCGUGUGAAACCACAGCAGCAGCAGCAGCAGCAGCAGCAGCAGUGGCGACAGCAUUCGAGAGCGCUCGAGUUCUAGGAGCAAAAUGCACACAAGACAUCAACGAUGGAUGAGGCAACGAACGCACCACCGACUAUUCAUGGUCACAGUAGCAUUGUGCAUCAUUGGAUUAGAAGGUGCCCGGAUGGUGCUUGCCCGAGCACAGCAGACAAAGGAUAGCGACCAGCGACAGCGAAUGCCAACGGAUCCUGAUCGCGCGGCCACUCCCGGCUCGGUGAACGGUACCACAACGGACCUCGGACCGCUGCUGGCCAGCGAUCGGCAACGUCGGCUGAUCCCGUACAUGCAGUACUACGUAACCUCGACUCCAGGUGCGCCACCGGCGGCCAGAGGCGGUGGCGGUGCUGACUACCAGCACCACCACAACCACCAGCAGGCACCACAACCUUCCUCACCAGCGCCAGCAUUCAAUCAGCUCUAUAAUUAUAGGCCGAUCAAUGUCCCUUCGCCGGCCGCCUUCGGACCGAAGCAGCAGCAACAGCAACAGCAGCCAAGCGGCAAACCGGUGCUGGUUGCCGCCUAUCGACCACAGGAAGACCCGUCAUACGACUUUCAAUCGCAAAGGCCACCGCUGCUGGUACCUCGCAAGCAGUACUACGCUACUGUUAGUGGAGCACAACAACAACAACAAACGAAGCUAGUUCCGGCUACCGGUGGCCUUAAGUCGUUGCCGUUCACCUACGAUUACGGCAGCAGCAGCAGCAUCAACCAACACCAGCAACAGCAACAGCACCGUGGCCAUCAGAAUCCUGUAAAGGUGGCUUCGUCUUACGCGAUACUAACCAGCGGAUCAGGCGAUCAUGGCCCAGCGGAUGAGGUGUACGAGCGGCCAAAGUACGCCGUCAUUCCACGCGAUCGCGAUCGCGAAUAUGAUGCCGGUGGGCCACGGUUUGCCGUUCUACCGGCCACCAAGCUGUACGGUGGCGCCGUUGAGGUCCACACCAAAUCACAGCCACACCACGAGAAUGAAGCCGAACCACCACCACAGCAUACGGCUGCCAAGUACUUCCUCUCGACUGUGCCGACUGAUCUGGCACCCUCGCGGAAACCAUCGUUGUAUCAAGCGGUUCCGGUGGUGUACAAGAAGCACCGGAUCAAUCCGUUUCUCCCGUCGAACACUAUCCCGGGACCGUUUACACCGAUGGCGACGAGUCAUAGCAGCGGAGCAGAGGACGGCGCGAACCAGAUCGUGUCACAUCAGGAGGAGCAACUCUCGGCGUACGUCGUCAAGGGACACUCGACGGUCGCACCGAGCAUUGUCGAGUAUCAGCAAGGCGAGACGGCAGGCCAUCAGUCUCCUUAUGUGUUGGUGAAGACGGUUCCAAAGUAUUACUACGAAAAGCCCCGGAUUGCGGUAGUCAGCUCGACGGUAGCACCACAACCGUUCCCGGCCGUUUACUAUCACCACAAGGAGAAACCAAGCAAGCAGCAGUACUCCAACAAUACCGGAUACACACGACCACGGGUUCCGGUUCCGGCAGCCGAGCAGCCCCUCAACAAUCCGUACUACAACGUGGGACACUUUUACAAAUUCCAGGAGCAACCGACUCCGACGAAACUCCCAUCGGCCGCACCACCACCACCGAGGCAACAUCUUACCGAGACCACACUGACGCAACAUCCGGUGAAGCAUCUCGUCUCGGAAACGGUCAGUAAACCGCCCCAAGCUCAAGGCCACGCUGGUCAGUACUUCCUCGGUGCGAACUAUAAGGUGUUUAAGGUGCCAGCUGCUAAGGUGCCUCAGCAUCAGCAUUAUCAUCAUCAGCAGCAACCGUACUAUACUGGCCACGAGCAGCCAUCGUAUCAACCACAGUUCAUCCAGCACGUGACCAGUACACCGAGUACACCGACGAUCGUAUACUCAACGACUGCUGCACCUCCACCACCUUCUCCCUCGACGACACUCGCACCAGCGAUCGUUCACGAGACACCCUCCUAUCCCGUGGUCUACCAUCAUCACCAUCAUCCGCAGUAUCAGGCCAAACAUAUGCCAGGCAAUCGCACCGAGUAUACCAACCGGCAGCGUUUCUAUCCACCAUCGAUGCGCCAUCCGUCUCAACACAAACCGAGACCAAUCCCGUUGGCACCACUGCCGGAACCGGGUGAGCCGGAGGCAGAGGUGGGCCUAGUGGCCGGUGGAACCUCCGGUUCACUAUCCGAUCUGUUGAAGAACCUGCAGGAUAACAAUCUACUCCCGAAGACACUCACACCGGAUAACAUCGACAACUCGAUCCGAACACUCGUAAAGAUCCUUAACAAUCUGAAGGCAAAUGGACGCUACCAGGCGACCAGUUCAGUGCGGCCGGAUCCAUCUGAUGAGGUGGUAUACGAACGGCCUGGUAACUAUACGCAGGCACCACAAGACGAACGGUACGUCGAGGCGGAUCCGUACCAUCACGGACCACCGAUGUUGAUCAACAAGAUCGUCACCCCGGGACCGAAUACGGGCAAACCCGGUAUCGACUAUCCAGCGUUGGCCGAAAUCCCGGAGACGAGCUUCUCGUGUAAGGAGCAGCGGUAUAAGGGAUUCUUCGGUGAUCCAGAAACCAACUGCCAGGUUUGGCAUUACUGUGAUCUGAAUGGCGGAAAGGCUUCCUUCCUGUGUCCCAAUGGAACCAUCUUCAGUCAGGUCGCCCUGACAUGUGAUUGGUGGUUCAACGUGAAAUGCUCGACGACUGCGCAACUUUACGUGCUGAACGAACGGCUGUACAAGUACAUUCUGCCCUUUACUCCCAAGUUCCCCGAGGAUUAUAGUGGCCCCUUGGUCGAUAAGUAUCUAGCGCUCAAGUUCCAAGAGAUGGAAGAAAAGAUGAAGCUGCAGCGGGCAAAGAGUGCCAAGCAGGGCACGGAACCGAUCGCAAACACCGAUCCGGACAACGACGAGGUCAAUGGGAACCGGCUCGAAGAUAACGAUGAGCGGUACAACCAGAAUCAACCCUAUCCGGUAAAGUACGUUACGACGGAAGCCAUCCCGGAGCGUGUAUCCGAUGCUUCGAAACCGGCUGAAGAAACAUCGUCGGCCGUAGUGACGCUGGAAGAUAUCGAUGCGGAACUGCAACGUGGGAAUGCUGGAGUGGCCAGUAGCACUACAACCGGUGGUACUCCAGUAGUAGAGAUGACCUCCGAGGAAGCGGAACGUGAGGAGGAAGAGACGACACACCACAGACCGACUACCGGACCGACACUGAUCAUCACGACCGAGGAUCCUCCCGGUGAUCCGUACCAUGAGAUGAUGAUGAUGACGAUGAUGGGAGGACCGGAAGGACGUGCAGAGGAUGAUCACUACGCGAAUGUGGUCAGUACCGAGAAGCCACCCGGAGCAGCGGCGCUACUACCAACGGCCGCUCCCGUUGUCCUCAGCAAGAUAAGACGAAUCGAGGUCAAGAACGAUGGCACCAGUGGCCACCUCAUAAGAACGCCCAACUACGAGCGUAGACGAAGGAAAUGAAGUGUGUACCGGAAGAGUGGCAUGACGGCAGAAGGACAUUUCAACAUUCUCAAUACUCACAUUCAACCACACACACACAUGGCAGCGGCCAAGGCCAAGGGGAGGGCGCGUAUGCGAACAAUAAACUAUUGUACAAUAUUUAGUUUCGUAAUUUAAGAAAGGACCUCCAGCGCGAUAAGAAUCUGCUUAAGAGCUAAGUAAAGAAUCGAAUUACCCGCAAAACACCGUACCGUGGACCCUGUGUGUGUGUGUACGUUCUGUCUGUUGACCUGGUGUGGUCGCUUAUCGUGUACCCGAACGUGUCGCCUUCGUCGG